This is a messenger RNA of Engraulis encrasicolus (European anchovy), 2445 nucleotides long. RefSeq names its product extracellular leucine-rich repeat and fibronectin type III domain containing 1b (gene elfn1b). The record is from RefSeq and is a predicted model, not a curated record. NCBI's taxonomy places the organism in Eukaryota, Metazoa, Chordata, Actinopteri, Clupeiformes, Engraulidae. Bases 1 to 2445 code for a protein of 814 amino acids. Gene Ontology annotation, molecular function: protein binding. Gene Ontology annotation, cellular component: plasma membrane. The transcript is spliced from 13 exons.
AUGAGCUGGUGGGCGGCGGCUGGGGUGGCGGCGGUCGUCAUGGUGUUAUCGUGGACGCCGGUUGCUAAUGGAGACUGCUGGUUGAUCGAGGGGGAGAAGGGCUUCGUAUGGCUGGCCAUCUGCAGCCAGAACCAGCCGCCAUUUGAAGCCAUACCACAUCAUAUCAACAGCACCAUCGUAGACCUGAGGCUGAAUGAGAAUAAGAUUCGUAGUGUGCUGUACGCAUCUCUGAGUCGCUUCUCCAACCUGACCUACCUCAACCUCACCAAGAACGACAUCGCAUACGUAGAGGACGGGGCAUUCUCUGCUCUAUUCAACCUGCAGGUCCUCCAGAUGGGCUUCAACCGGCUGCGUAACCUGACGGAGGGCAUGCUGCGUGGCCUUGGGAAGCUGCAGUAUCUCUACCUGCAGGCCAACCUCAUCGAGUCCGUCAGCAGCAAUGCAUUCUGGGAGUGCCAGGACCUGGAGAACGUUGAUCUCUCUAUGAACCGCAUACAGGUUCUCGAUGGCUCCACGUUCCAGAAUCUCCCCAAGUUGACGACAUGUGAGAUCUACUCCAACCCGUUUGGCUGCACGUGUGAGCUUCUCGGUUUCCUGCGGUGGCUCGCCGCGUUUCCCAACCGCACGCGCGAGCGAAUGAGCUGCGAUUCGCCGCCCGGUUUCCAAGGCUACAGCCUGCUGUCGACCAAUCCCAACAUGCCCACGUACCGCAACGCGUUCCACGCGCUCAAGACCGUCUGCACCGACGACCCUCGCCGGCCGAACAUACACCUGCUAGCCACAGGGGAGGUGGGAAGUCCAAGGGGCGGGCCGAUGGGAGGUGGUCCUGGCCAAUCGCGUUGUGGCGUGCUGGAGGAGUGUGCCUCAGGCUCCGCCCCCACUCCGGACGAACCAAUCAGCACGAGCCGUGGUGGUGUUGGGGUGUCAGGGGUGUCUGGGGGGUCCGGAGUGGGGUCCUCGGGUCCAGUGAUGCGGCUAAAGGACCUUAGCACCACACUACAGGGCCAUACAGCUGUGGUGUCGGUGCACAUCCCUGACCCCUACCGCAAACUUUACGUGCUGGUGCAAUAUAACAACAGCUUUUACACAGAUAUUCAGACGCUGAAGCUGCCUCGCGAGGAGCUGGAGUUGCCUCGCCUGCGUCCCCAUACGGAGUACACGUACUGCGUGGUGUCUGUUCGUAACGCGUUGCGCUUCAACGAGACGUGCCUGUCGAUCCCCACGGGGCCGCGGGCCGUACGCGAGCGCCUGCCCGGCGAGUCCAACGCCACCCACUACAUCAUGACGCUGCUGGGCACGCUCUUCGGGAUGCUGCUGGCCCUCGGAGCCGCAUGGCACUGCAUGCGGAGGAAGAGGAGGGAGGAGGAGAGGAGCCGCAAGCUGUGUCAGAUGAAGAGGAGCCUCGUGGAGCUACGAUAUGGUGGCCAGGUGGGGACAUUAGGUGGUGGUGGUGGUGAUGGUCAUCGUAUGGCCCCUGCUAUGGAGGCCUACCAGCUGCAGCUUCAGGAGGUGGUGGAUACCCCAGCCAGGGGCUCCACCUCUGGCGCCCCCAAGGGGAACUACAUGGAGGUACGUCGUGAGGAGCCCAUCCCCCCGUCCCAGCUAAGCGACCCCGACCGCGACGAGGCCUGCGGAGGGGUGCUGGACGACUCCGAUCACCAUGGUGACGUGCCCCCGCCACAGGGUUCCGUGGCCGAGAUCUGCACCAUCGCCAAGGAGGUGGACAAGGUCAACCAAAUCAUCACUAACUGCAUCGACGCACUCAAAUCAGACUCCAGCUCAUUUCAGCCCCCGCCUCCCGGCCUGGUGUCCAUGGCGAUGAGUGAACACGGCGACCCCCAGCUGGUGAUGUCAUCAUCGGCGGCGGCGGCGGCAUCGGACCGGCGUUGUUCCCCGGGCGGCCGCAGCGUCGGCAGGGCUGAGGGGAGUGGCUUCCUGUCUCCAGCCUACAAGGGUCGUGGCCCUGGCUCGGCCCGACCCAUCCUCCAGCGACAUCACAGCGUGGAGGCCCCGCCCAUGAAGCGAGGGUCCGCCUCCUCGGGAGGCUCCCUGCGCUCGCCGCGCUCCCUGCGCUCCGUCUCCGUGGUGACGCCGGCGGCGGUGAUCCUGCGAGCGGAGCUGCCCCUGGACGCCUCCCAGCAGAGGCCCCCCAUCCUGGAGCCCCUGUCCCUCUCCUCCAGACCCUGCGACCUCUCCUACUCACAGCUCUCCCCAGAUGACUUCCAGCUCUCUUACGCAUCGAGUCCCGAGAUCUCGUGCGGUGGCGCUCUGAGCCUGUGGGAGCGGUUCCGUCUGCACCGCAAGAGGCAGAGGCACCACGAGGGGGAGGAGUAUCAUGUGGCAGCCGGACAUGCCCUCCGACGCAAGGUGCAGUUUGCACGCGACGAAGACCUGCACGACAUAUUGGACUACUGGAAAGGGGUGUCUGCACAGCAGAAGGCCUGA